This is a messenger RNA of Sordaria macrospora k-hell, 1527 nucleotides long. Lineage: Eukaryota; Fungi; Ascomycota; Sordariomycetes; Sordariales; Sordariaceae. The record is from RefSeq and is a predicted model, not a curated record.
AUGUCACAACCCCCGAGUAGAGGACGAUUGGCGCCACGGGGCGGCCGUCGCCCUGCCGCCGCCGCCUCCGUCGAGACACCCGCAUCCGGGUCGUCAGCCACCCCAGCAGCAGCCUCGACGUCAACAUCGUCAGCGGCAACUCCAGCAUCUUCAUCGGCCGCUAAGCCCGGCCCAAAGUUCAAACCAAAAGCAGUUAGAAGAGGCGAGGCCGAGAGACAGCGUAUUGCAGAGGAACAACAGAGGUUGCAGGACAUCCGAAAUGAGCAAGAGAGCAGGCGAUUAGCCCGGGCGAACCGUGGCCGCGGAAGAGGUGGUGGUCGUGGUCGUGGGCGGGGUAACUUCCUUAUGAGGGGGCCGCACCGCGAGGUGCUGCUGGCCCCUUGUCUGGAGGCAUGGGUUUCUGUGGUAGAUGGUGGUGGCUCCUCUGGUGGUUCCGGUGGCGAUGGCUUCGGAACCUCCAACGGUUUCGACGCGAACAGAAUCAACGCCGACAUGCUGUACACCCUUAGCUUGGAGGAUGAAGAGGAGAAGCUCGAGAACGGCUUGGUCCGGACGAAGAAAAAGAAGGCCCCAAUGCCGAUGGGUAUCAGGAGAUUUGAGCAUGAGGAAGAGGAGGUUGUUAUGGCGACUGCUGCGGAAAUCGAAGCCCAGGACGCCGGCGUCGAUGUGGCCGCUGGCGAUGAAGAUGACGACGACAGCUCAGAUCUCUUUGUUGACAACGGAGAAGGUUCAGUACAGAUCAAGGACGAGGGCGUGGUGGACAACACUGGACCGAAGGCCGUCAUUAAAAAGGAGGGCGGUGAGAUGGAGGACGUGAAUAUGGAGAACAUCCCAGAAGGAGUCAUCAAAGCUCCCGAGUCGCCAGAGCUUAAGAAGAAGGUUAUGGCUACUACAAAGGAUGCAGAGAAGCUGAAGGAGAAGAAGCCUAAGAAGCCCAAAGAAACAGAGGCAGAUUUUGCCCAGCAAGAUCGGGAGCGUUUGGUCGAGCUCUUCAACCACGGCACUGAGCUCGAAGGGCACAUGUUCCUCUUCCAGCUUCCCGUCGUACUCCCGCCCCUCAAAAGUGCAGCGCCAGCUCCCAAGGUCAAGCCAGAACCGGAGGGUGAUGAUGUUGUUAUGCUGGACCAGCCGGCUGCGCCAAAGUCGUCCUCUCGUAUUGACUUGACUUCGGAGGAGGCGAGCAAGGUCAAGAAGGAGAACGGAGAAGAAGCAGAUGCGGAGGCUGAGCAAGAUAUGACUCGGGAAGGCGGCUACGUUGGUCAGCUGGUUGUGCGAAAGUCAGGCAAGGUCGAAGUCAGCUGGGGCGGCGUCCCUCUACAGAUGGGCUUGGGCAUUCAAGCCAACUUUUUGUCGACGGCGGUUAUCACCAAGGAGGACGACGUGAAGCCCGCGCAAGAUCAGUACACGGGAGCUGCCCACGGCAUGGGCAGGAUCCAGGGCUCCUUUGUUUUGGCGCACACAUUCGGAGAUGAAGAAGAAUGGGUUGUUGAUCCAAGCGAUCUCGUCAUUGCCGAUGAGGAGCAGUAA